Molecule: messenger RNA, 1476 nt
Organism: Castor canadensis (American beaver)
Lineage: Eukaryota; Metazoa; Chordata; Mammalia; Rodentia; Castoridae
Gene: C14H19orf53
Product: chromosome 14 C19orf53 homolog
Source: RefSeq, a predicted model, not a curated record
UGUUGCAAAACGCUGGCUGCAAUUGACCACUUUUGUGGAGUACUGUACCUUUAACUCAGCCCCGCUGUAUCCCGUGAGCCUUUGCGCCCUCCUGCCCCGCUGUAUCCCAUGAUGCAGUGCGUCUUCCGGUUGCUUCUAACCCCGCCCCCCGCAGCCCUUCCCCUUCCGGUGCCGGGCCUGAACAUGGCGCAGGGGCAGCGUAAGUUUCAGGCGCAGAAACCAGCAAAGAGCAAGACUACGGCAGCGGCCUCGGAGCGAAGCCGGGGCCCGAGGAAAGGCGGUCGUGUUAUCGCCCCCAAGAAGGCGCGAAUCGUGCAGCAGCGAAAACUCAAAAAGGAGUUGGAGGUGGGGAUCCGGAAGAAGAUCGAGCACGACGUGGUGAUGAAGGCCAGCUCCAGCCUGCCCAAAAGGCUGGCACUGCUCAAGACCCAGGGCAAGAAGAAGGGGGCUGCCUCCGACAAGAUGCCGUCCUAAAGGUGCUGGCUGGCCCGGCGCACACUGGGACUCGCAGGCGACCUCAUGGCUGCCCCGUGGGAGGAGGAGCUGGACCUUCAGUGUGUGGCCACUGAGCAGCUGAUGGGCAGAGCUGCAGCUGUGGCCUGUGCUCCCCAGGGUGCGGAGAAGUGGUUCUUCCUGUUUCUGUCCUUCCUGUCCCCAGGCCCUGUCUCCAUUGCUAUAAUCCAGAGCAAUAACCCGAUUUUCUUACCUCCUGCUGUCUUGUGGUUCUGUGAGCAUCCUGCCCCGCCCCAGGCCCAGGAGGGACAGGGCACUUCUGCACCUCCAGCCUGGGUCACCUCACAGGGUCUCCCCAUCAGUCCAUCCAGAGCAUGCUCCGGUGCCCCAUGCCAGUGCUGUCUGUGUCACCUGAGCCUGUGGGGUGAAGCCAGCUGGGACACUGCGGAGCCAGGACCUGAACCCCAGUUGCAGCUUCCUGGGGUCUCCCCUCAGCCAGUCCUUGCCUUCCCUUGCUCUCCGCACCCCUCCAGUGGUGCUGGGGUCUGUGGCGGUGCUGCAGCAUGGUGUCCUUGCCUCCCUCAGCUGAGCCAGGUCAGCCCUGGAGCAGGUGGCUGCAGUUGGCUGGUUGGGAAGGUGGGGCCUGCGGGUACAGUGGGUGGCCAAGACUGAUGGAAGUUUUGUUUAGGGCUGUAGUGGGGUUCGAACUCAGAGCCUCACGCUUGCUAGGGAGGUGCUCCACCACCUCAGCCACGCUCCCAGCAGUUUCUAGAAGCUCGUGGUAAGACUGGGCAUGGUGGUGCGUGUCUGCAAUCCCAGCACUUGGACGCUGAGGCAGCAAGGUGGAUUCAAGGUCAGCCUGGGCUACAUAGUGAGACUCCGGCUCAAAAAGAAAAAAACUUUGCCCAGCACCGGUGCCUCACAUCUGUAAACCUAGCCACUUGGGAGGCAGAGAUCAGGAGGAUCAUGGUUUGAGGCCAGCCCCAGCAAAAAACGAGACCCUAUCUUAAAUACCCAACACAA